Westerdykella ornata is the source of this 471-nucleotide messenger RNA. RefSeq lists its product as uncharacterized. Lineage: Eukaryota; Fungi; Ascomycota; Dothideomycetes; Pleosporales; Sporormiaceae. The transcript is spliced from 2 exons. The coding region runs from base 1 to 471 and encodes 156 amino acids. The record is from RefSeq and is a predicted model, not a curated record.
AUGCGGAUGCACACUCAGCGAGGCACGGGCGUCAGCGCGGCAACCAGGACCAACCACGCGAGGGGCCCAGGAAUCCAGGUGGUGAGGCUCUCGAAGGGAUGGGUGCACAGCGGCACGGCGGCGCAGAAAGGGAUGGUUGCUGUGUUGCUGCGUUGCUGCGUUGCAACUGCUGCAGGGCCAGGCACAGGAGACGGCCGGGUCACGGCGCAAGAGCCCAGGGCGGAGCCGGAGGGGGGUUCUCGAAUGCAAAGCAGCAGAUGCAAUGAUGUCAAGCUCAGGUGUCGUGGUGCUGCGCUUACGGUAGCGGCGGUCCCUUUGUCCAAGCAGCUGGAGGGGAGGCCGCUGCGGUUGGCUGCCUGUGGAAAGGAGAACAAGAGGAACCCUGUGUUGAAGGACAAAGAGCUCCGAGUAUUGGGCCGUCUGGCGAAGAAUUGCCGGCCCAAGACGGUGCUGCUAAGUGAGGGGCCUUGA